Messenger RNA from Sphenostylis stenocarpa, 1068 nucleotides. The record is from the annotation of a GenBank genome assembly. Lineage: Eukaryota; Viridiplantae; Streptophyta; Magnoliopsida; Fabales; Fabaceae.
AUGAAGCUGUCCCUGAAGUUCGAGGGUGAGAAUGAAAACCACGAGCAACACAGUGCGCAAAUCAUGACAGCGAAGGUACCCAUUACUAUACUGAAUAAGCCCUUUCUUUCUGGAGUUACCGCCACCACCGCCACGAACUCCGUUUCCGAGUUUUCCUUCUCGCUCUCCUCGAACUUCCCAUCAGGCCCAUCCCUCAGAGUCUCUUACACCCCCACCGCCUCUCAACCCUUCUCCCUCUCCCUCAAAUCGGGCCUGGGUCUGUUGGGCUCCCCGCUCCACUCUCCUCUGGUCUUCUCCGCCAACUUCUCCCUCUCCCCAACCCCAACUCCUUCUUUCUCUCUCCAAUUCAAACCCCAAUUCGGCCACUUCUCUCUCCACAAAACCGUUUUCUCCGACACCCCACCACCCCUUUUUCCUCUCCCUCCCACACCUCAAAUUGUGUCCCAUGAAUCCUCCUCGGGUUGGCAGAAUCUGAAAUUGGAACCAUGCGGUAACAGAGACCAAUUAGACCAUAACGCUUUGGAAAACUCUAAGAACGAUUCGAAACAGGUUUUCUCUCCUGCCGUUAGGGUUAUGGCUCGAACGGUUAUGCCUGUUACAAAAGGGUUCUUCUUGAACUUCCGCUGGGGUGUGAAUUUUCCCCGGAAUUUUGGUUCGAAAAUGCCGAGCUUAACGGUGAAUAAGAUAGGGUUAGAGAGGGUUGAUGAUGGGAAAGAGAGUAAUAACAAUAAUACUCGGAAGAAAAGGGAAAGUUCUGAAAUUGAUUUGCAGCUGUUAAAGGGAAUGUGUUGUUGGAUGGGUAGAGAUUUGGAGAAUGUGGAGAGGGAAAAUAGGGAGAUGAAACGUGUGUUGGAUGAGAUGAAAAUGGGAAUUUCCACCGCCAGAAAAGAAAUGGUGCCGCAACCAAACAAAGUGAGUGAAAGCUCUUCUGGGGAGUUACAGCGUCGAAGAAGUUACAAGAGUGGAAGACAAGAGGAUGAGAAAAAAGUGCAGCCAAACAAGUCGCAAAGUGUAGCCAGUGACGUAGAAUCUGAGUUGCAGAAAGCCAUAAAGGCUGCUACCUCUUAG